CCUAUCUUUUUCUGUUGUUACGGAUGUGGCGCGUUUUCUGAUUUUAUGUGGAUAUCUUGACUCCAGACACAAUAUCACAAUACUUCUAUAUUAAUAUAUACUAGAUCUAUAUUAAUUCUAGAGAACUCUAGAUUAGAUCUUUCAUAUAGUCUAAAUUUGAGUAAAAAAAAAAUGUCAAAAUUACAAAGCAGCUGUAAGAAAAAGCCAGUCAAGAAAAAGAGUUCUGCAUUUGAAUUCACUUUACAGACUAAAUGCAAUGAAGAGAAAACAGAUGAAAACAAGACCAAGAGAAAGUUUUACAAGUCCAGGCCAAUAACCAGUACCCCUAGACAGAUCUCUGUUAUACCAGGGAAAGGAUUUGAUCUGAAAUUUCAGUCUAAAAAAAAUAACAAAAAGAAUCUGAAGAAAAAACAUAAGCAUGUGAAAAGAAAACAUGUGGUCAUGGUCAAGCAAGUGAAAACAGUCGUGAGGAAGCCUUUACAAACUUUUCAAGGUAGCUCUCUAAAUGUUAAGGAAAAAAUACCCCAGAAUGUGUUUAAGGCUAGCUUGUUGAAUGUUAGCAUGAAAUCUACAUCAGAAAUGCGUCUGUCUAGCUCGCAGAGUGUUAGCAUGAGUGUUUCAUCUGAAAAGUUCCAAACUAGCUCAGAGAAUGUAAACAAGAAAGUGGGAUCAGACAUGUCAGGAUUCAUCUGUGCAUCCAGUUUUAUGUUAUCCGAUGAGAACUUUAGAAGGGGGGAGAAUUUGGAUGUCUCUUUAGGUCAGGUCUCAACAUCAAAUGCAAAUGAGGAAAACAAUAAUGAAGAGAGUAUAAUGGAUAAUGAAAGAUGUUUGAGUGUCAACACUCAUCAGAGCUCAGGCAAAGAAAGUAACAUGAACAACAGUGACAACAUCAUCUCAGGGAUAACAAAUUCUACCUCCAUGGUUUCUAAUGCAACUCCAUCACCAAGUUCAAGCAAGCUAUUUCCCAUUUUUAGUAAGAAGGCUGCGGAUUCAAUUACCACACCUAGUAAUACACGUACUUGUCAAAAAAGGUCAGAGAGCAAGUCCCCGCCUCCAAAAAAGAGAAAAACACGAGAUGAAGGACCAUCACAGAUGAUUUUGGAUGCAGGACAAAAGCAAUUUGGAGCCAUUCAGUGUCCAGUGUGUAACAUGGUUUACUGUCCUGCAGACCCAGUCGAUAAAACUGCUCACCGCAAAUUUCAUUCGCACAUGGAGGAAGUACUUAAAUUUCCGGGUUGGAAGAAAGAACGUGUGGUACAGGAGUAUCCUGAAGAUCUAGGCAGAGUGCUCUUGUUGUUACCAGAAGAUCCCAAAUACAUGAGAAAAAAGCUAGAGGAAGUGAAUGAGGUGAUGAGCCGAGACUUGGGGUUUCUUGUUACAAAUCCAUUCAGCUCUCAUAGAUGUAAGAUAUUUUUAUAUGUUCGGGAUAAACAGAUAUGUGGUUGCUGCAUAGCUGAGCCAGUUGAACAGGGUUACUGUAUAAUACCAACUGAUCAUGAGUUGACUGUUGGUCAGCGUCCUUGGAGAUGUAGUGAAAUGCCAGAGCCAGCUUGUGUUGGUAUCAGUCGGUUGUGGGUGGCUGCUGACAAGCGCAAGUCUGGUAUUGCCACAAAACUGGUGGAUUGUGUAAGACAGUGGUUCAACUAUGGAACACUUAUUCCAAAGUUCAGAGUUGCAUUUACAGGUCCAACCCAAGAUGGAUACAAGUUUGCAUCUACUUACAUGGGAACCCCCAGCUUCCUGGUUUAUAAAUGAGCAGUUUUAUUUAUUUCUUUAAACUGUUGAAAUGUUAUAAAAAUGCAGCACCUUGUUGUAUUUUUGGAUCUAAGAUCCCACUUGCAAGGAUGCAAUAUGUAUAGAUUGUUUUUUGUUUGGUUAUGGACUAAAUUUAUGGCAAGAUAAAAAAAAAAACAUAAAAUUUUUUUUUUUAUUGCUUUUGUGAAGGAUAAGAGUGCCCAGUACUUAAGUUUGUUUGCCUGUUCAGAAGCAUCACUUUUAAAAUGUGCAUUACUAUUUCUGAUGCAAGUUUUUUUUUUGUAAAUAACAUAAUAAAUGUACUAUAAUUGGUCAUAUUAAGUGAUACAGUUUGACUUGCCUGUGCCUUGGUCUACCCAUCCACUGCCAUUAAUGUCUAUACCCAACUUCGAUAUUAUCCACAGUUGAAAUGUACUUUUUUUUUUUCUACUUCAGCAUUGUGAAUAGUAGUUUUUACUAGAGAGUUUAGAUCUUCCAGGACCAUACAAUCUGUAUUGGGCAACCUGACAUUCUUCUUAAGACAAGUGAUCUGGUUUACAUUGUCCAAUUUUUUCAUCUUCCCCAUUCACUGUUUCUAGUGAACUCUUGUUCAGGUGGUGACAAGGAAUGUCUUCAAGUUUCUUAAUAUUACUUUUUUGUUUUUUUUUAUUUGUUUCAGUACUGUGCCUCGAGAAUGAAGGUACUUGGGGGAAGAUAAACCCAGACUUAGGGAUUUAUUCUUGGUUAUUCAUUUCUUAUUGUUUCAUUCAAGCUGUAGUUGGUGGGGAUAUAAAAGUAGAAGUAAACAGUUUGUCAAAAUUGUCAUGUUAAGUUUAUUUUAAAAGUAAUCUGUCCAUAGUCUAAGGCAGUCAGAGUCUCUGCCUAUGCAAGGACAACUACUCUUUGUGGCAAAUAUUUGUCUUAGUUAAUCUGGAGAUGGUACAGAGCUCAGUUUUCCUCCAGUCAUUUCUGUCCUCAACAAACCAUAUUUACUCUUAGUUUUUAUUCUUGAUUGUCAAAAAAAUGGUAACCUGACAAAAUAGUGCAGAUUAAAAUAAGCAUAUUAUUUUUUUUUUUUUUUAUUCAUUAUAUUUAUUUAUAUUCCAAACAGCACGUUAAAACGCGUGUACAUGCCAUAUUUACACACAAAAAAAAAACAUAUGUAGUAAUAUCACAUAGCAACUCCAUCAGAUAAUUUGUCUUGCUUGCCGCUUUACUUUGUUCUGAUUGUAUCUUAGAAUCCUGUUCUCUCAGGAAGUGAGUGAUCAACUUCUAGAAUUCUGAGUGAUGCCAGUUAAUAGACAGCUGAAAUGCAUGAUGAUAUCCAUCCUCCCAGUAAUUAUAUAAAAUGCCUACAUCUAGCUGAGCAUCAUUUAGUUCUUUGAAGGUAGUAGUUACAUCAACAGGUGGAACAAAUGAAAGGGCUAACAGCAUCUUGACAAACAUUUUCAUCAUUAUGAUAUGUAGUUGCACGAUUUUCAUCUAGAUAGGAAAUAUCAUCAGCUUGACUAAUUCUGACACACCUAGUUUGCCCAUGUUGGGACUUGAAGGUAGAAGCCUCUGCUAAAAUCUUGCAGAGGACCUUCACUUAUUAAAAUCUGGUACUUUUAAACUCUAUUUUGUUGGGUAACUGAACAAAGUAGUUAAGACUAAACACUUAAAGAAUACUUGACAUUGUAAAAAAAUUAGUAACCACCAUAAUUUAUAUUGUUGGCAUUACACAAAAGUGAUGAUUGUAUUUUACGUUUUUAUUCCCUCACUACACCUUUUUUUUAAAAAGGUAAUAGUCAUUGUUUUAAUUAGAGUCAAAGCAACAUUUCAGUUUAGACAUUUGUACAUCGAAUCGUAGAUUAGAUAGUUAAGUCAAAUAACUUCUUAAAAUUAACCUUUUGGUUGAUAUUAAUUAAGCAAUAUUAAUAAAGCAAUACAUUUUAUAUCAAUAGUCUGUGUUAAGGUUUGAUAGAAAACUAUUUAUUCUUUGAAUUUUGUUUUACUUGUCGAAGGAUAUGAUCUGUUUUUAACUGUUACUAAGUACCAGUGUAAUUUUGUUUAAGACCAUGGUUUUAUUUGUCAGUUCAUAAUUCUUAUUUGGAAACAUUUUACUUUAACAUAACAUGUUGAUAAUAAACAUAUUUCAAACUA
Molecule: messenger RNA, 3876 nt
Organism: Biomphalaria glabrata
Lineage: Eukaryota; Metazoa; Mollusca; Gastropoda; Planorbidae
Product: N-acetyltransferase ESCO2-like
Exons: 9
Coding region: 172-1755 (527 amino acids)
Biological process (GO): mitotic sister chromatid cohesion
Cellular component (GO): chromatin; nucleus
Molecular function (GO): protein-lysine-acetyltransferase activity
Source: RefSeq, a predicted model, not a curated record